GUAAGAGCAGUGAGCAUGGCGGAGGUGGACUACUACGCGACGCUGGGCAUCCAGAAGACGGCCACAGAGGAAGAGAUCAAGCGUGCCUACCGCAAGAUGGCUAUCCGCUACCACCCAGACAAGAAUCUGGACAAUAAAGAGGAGGCCGAGAUCAAGUUUAAGGAGAUUGGAGAGGCGUAUUCGGUGCUCUCCGAUGCCGAUAAGCGACGCCAGUACGAUCGCUUUGGCAAGGCUGGCGUGGGCGGUGCCGCAGGAGGCGGGGGCCCGGGCAUGCACCCGUUCCAAGGCCAGGAUGCCGAGGAAAUUUUCCGCACGUUCUUCGGCGGACAGGACCCAUUCUCCAUGUUCUUCCAGGAAGGUAUGCGAGGAGGUGGCAUGCACAACUUCGGAGGUUCUCGAGUGCAUGUGUCGCAGUUUGGACCUGGAUUCACGUUCACGUCGUUUGGUGGAGCACCGGGGAUGGGGAUGGGCAUGCCCGGCAUGCGAAUGCACCGCGUGAACCAGCGACAGCGUGCGCCGAACGGACAGAACGUUGCUGGGGACAACCGCCCGCAGCCAAAUGGACGUCUUUCCCAGUACCGAAUCGGUGGUGGCAACCUGCUGCUGAUCUUUUUCCUACUGUGGAUUAUGGGCGUGCCUUUCAGUUACCUGUGGAUAGCACUCAUGCUGUUCAGUUAUCUUGGACUCGUCUAAGCAGGAAACUAGUGUGCAGCUAACGCGGCUCGAAGCACGUCGUCGACCACAGCUAGUAGUUAAACCAAAGUAAACCCGUAUAUAUAAUCGCUUACCGGUA
This is a messenger RNA of Phytophthora infestans T30-4, 793 nucleotides long. RefSeq lists its product as uncharacterized. The transcript is spliced from 4 exons. Gene Ontology annotation, molecular function: Hsp70 protein binding. The record is from RefSeq and is a predicted model, not a curated record. Lineage: Eukaryota; Oomycota; Peronosporomycetes; Peronosporales; Peronosporaceae. Bases 16 to 693 code for a protein of 225 amino acids.